ACUUUUUGAAUCGAUCGAUUCGAGUAUCGAAUAGAUCGAACGCAAGCAUUUGCGUCAUAAUUCAGAUGUUAUAUGCAUAGUAGCAGUAUAAAUAUUUGUUAACUCAUUGAUCGUUAUAUACAAUUGGAGCUUCUUUGAAAUAAUAAUUCAAGCUUUUACUUACGGAUAAUAAUAUUUAUACGGAACUAUUCAUUAUGGAUAAUACUGAGAAAGAAGAUAAAAAGUAUGGUUUAAUUAUAUCUAAAAAACAACUUUCUACACCCAAAGCAACAAAUGUAUUUGGGGACGAUGAUUCUUCCGAUGAAAAUGAUGGCACCGAUUGGGUUAGAAAAGCUCUCAAAGCAGAAAGUGAAAAAAAUAAAAUAAAAAAGCAAACCAAGCUUAGCAUGCAAAAGGCAUUAAAAGAAGAUCCAACUAUUUAUCAGUAUGAUGAAGUAUACGAUGACAUAGGAGCGAAAAACCAAGUUAAGACAGUUAAAGUUCAAGAAAGGAAACCAAAAUAUGUACACAAUUUUUUAAAGGCUGCAGAACGAAGAAAAAAAGAACAAGAACAUAGAAUAGAGAGGAUGGUACAAAAAGAAAGAGAGGCUGAAGGAACAAUGUAUGCGGAUAAAGAAAGUUUUGUAACAUCUGCAUAUAGAGCUAAAUUAGAAGAAUUCAAGAAAAUGGAAGAAGAAGAGGCUAAUAUGAGUAGAUUAGAAAGUAUUGGCGAUGUUACAAAACAACAAGAUAUGUCUGGAUUUUAUAGGCAUUUAUAUAAACAAACCAUUGAUAGUACAGAAGAAGUUGAAAAAAUUUCAGAAAAGAAUGGAAGUGAUGAUGUUACUUUAGAAGCAAAAAAUAUUAUUAAUGAUGAAUCUACCACAGGGACAAAUGAGAAAAGCGAUGAAAAAUGUAAUGUUAAAAAAAGUAAAAAAAGUAGACAGUAUAGACAAAGGGUCAUUGAAACAUAUGAAAGUGAUAAUGAAUCCAAAAUAGAGCCUGAAACUUGUAAUACAAAUAAAAGUAUUAUUAAUACAGAAGAUAAAAGUAUCGAUAUCUCUGAUAUUAAGGAACCAGAUAAAAAGAAACAAAAAUGUGAAAUACAAGAUAGUCAAUCUGAUUCUUUAUCUGAUCCGAUACUUUCAGGUGAAAAUAAAGAUAAUAUAAAAGAUCUUAAAAAUAUAUCACAAAAAGUUGAUGAUAAAAAGAUUGAUGAUAAAGAAAAUCAAGAGAAUCAAGUUGAAAUAGUUAAAAAAAAAGAGAGAUCUUCAAUUUGGUUAAAAAGAACAGUUGGUCCUGUAUUUGAAGCAGCUUUACAACGAUAUUAUGCUAGAAAAGCUCUACGAAAUGCAGGAGCACAAUAAGACGUUGUUAUGCUGAAUUUUAUAAAAAUUUAUGUAUAUGUAUAUACAUUUUUUUUCUUGUAAAUAUUUUUAUUAAUAGAUUUAUA
Molecule: messenger RNA, 1432 nt
Organism: Polistes canadensis
Lineage: Eukaryota; Metazoa; Arthropoda; Insecta; Hymenoptera; Vespidae
Product: nuclear speckle splicing regulatory protein 1
Exons: 2
Coding region: 195-1346 (383 amino acids)
Biological process (GO): regulation of alternative mRNA splicing, via spliceosome
Source: RefSeq, a predicted model, not a curated record